CAAUGGCUUCCUUUUAUAGCUCAAGCACCCUGGUGUGCCUGACUCUUGUUCUUCUCUUCGGUGUUCAGUUCACCCUCGGAGGCAUCACAUGCGAGAGCCUGGCAAGAAACACCUGUGCCUUUGCCGUGUCGUCGUCCGGCAUGCGUUGCGUGCUCGAGAACCGGGUGCGGAGGGGAGGGCAGGAGGAGUUCUCCUGCCGCACAUCCGACAUCGAGGCUGAGAACCUCAAGGACUGGGUGGAGACCGACGAGUGCAUCAAAGCCUGUGGACUCACCCGGAGCACCGUGGGGAUCUCAUCGGACUCUCUGUUAGAUCCUCGUUUUGCUCAGAAGCUGUGCUCACCUCCAUGCUACCAGGAGUGCCCCAACAUUGUAUGUUCCUUCCAAAGUUAUGUCAGGCAUAAUCGAAUGCUCGCCGAGGCAUGGAAGAGAUCAAGAGCUCCAGUGCAGCAGCGGCAGGGCCUGCAUCAGGGUCGGCAGCGGUGGCCUGUGCCCCAGGGCAGUCUGAGAUGGGUUUCGUUUCCGGCGCAGCCAUGGCGCCUCUCUGAUGUGCUCGAUAUGAGAGCAAUUGGAUUGUUUCUCAUGUAUUCUGUGGCCACAAGCCAGUGCAAGGAAGGUUGCUAUGAGAGUAUGAAAGCAUGUAUUUGA
Molecule: messenger RNA, 647 nt
Organism: Phoenix dactylifera (date palm)
Lineage: Eukaryota; Viridiplantae; Streptophyta; Magnoliopsida; Arecales; Arecaceae
Source: RefSeq, a predicted model, not a curated record